This is a messenger RNA of Lineus longissimus, 1183 nucleotides long. RefSeq names its product large ribosomal subunit protein uL4m-like. Gene Ontology annotation, molecular function: structural constituent of ribosome. Gene Ontology annotation, cellular component: ribosome. Gene Ontology annotation, biological process: translation. Bases 52 to 972 code for a protein of 306 amino acids. The record is from RefSeq and is a predicted model, not a curated record. The transcript is spliced from 9 exons. NCBI's taxonomy places the organism in Eukaryota, Metazoa, Nemertea, Pilidiophora, Heteronemertea, Lineidae.
UGUUCCUUUCAGAAUUUUUCCAAAUUAUGCAUUGCUAAAAACCCUCACAGCAUGAAUCCCUUUCUUUUGAUUCGACCCACGGAGCGUAGUCUAGCACGCUUGAUCAGUUCCUACUGUUUAAAGUGCCGUUGUCAAAUUUCGACGGGUGCUACACAGUUCCAAAACAUUGAUGGUGCUACUCCAGUGGAUUCUACUCCUGAUGUGUCAGAAAUUGCAGCAAGACCGCCACUGCCGAUUCUCACAUCAAGGAAGCUGAACCACAUGCCUGCGAACAGACCUGCCAAACAAGCUUGGUUAGAAACGCUCGGCACAAUAGAGGACGAAAAACUAGGCAUUGUUGAUCUGCACCCUGAUAUAUUUGCGACAUUUCCAAGAACUGAUCUGAUCCAGCAAAAUAUAAAAUGGCAACAGAGAUACCGAAAAGUGGACUAUCGCUUUACACGAAAUCGCGCUGAGAUGCCUGGGGGUGGCCGGAAGCCUUGGCCACAGAAGGGAACUGGUCGUGCAAGACACGGCAGUAUCAGGUCCCCAUUGUGGAUUAGAGGUGGAGUAUGUCAUGGUCCCCGCGGUCCUAUAUCUGACUUUUACAUGCCGCAUAAGAGUGUCCGGGUGUAUGGCUUACGAAGCUGCCUCUCUAUAAAGCUGGCUCAGGAUGAUCUCCAUAUUGUGGACUCCUUAGACAUACCAACUGAGAACCCCAAAUAUAUUGAAGACCUAAUAGAAUCAAGGAACUGGGGGCUCUCCGUGUUAUUCAUAGAUGAUACCGACAUCAUGCCCCGGAGUAUCACAGGUGCAACAUUAGACAUCAAACACUUCAACCUAAUGCCAGUCUACGGUUUGAAUUGCUACAGUAUGCUCAAACAUCAAACACUGGUCCUAACGCUAGCCGCCCUGGAGAAAAUCGAAGAGAAACUUUUAUAUCAUAUGCAUAAGACAGACCUGAUGGAUGACGUCUGGGUCAGGAAACACUAAAAACUUUGAACACUGCUCAGUUGACUUUUAUGGAGUGUUCAGAAAAAACCUAGCAAGUUCAAAUAAAGAGAAUCUUAUGCUGAAGUGAAAAUAUAAAGGAAGUGUUCUCGACUCAUAUGAAGUAUGGUUUCUUAACAUUUUGUAAUAUGUGAUUGAAUAUCAUUUCUGAAAUCAAUUUUGUUAUUAAAGAUAGGUUUUGUUUUCAAGGAAA